Molecule: messenger RNA, 5786 nt
Organism: Trichoplusia ni (cabbage looper)
Lineage: Eukaryota; Metazoa; Arthropoda; Insecta; Lepidoptera; Noctuidae
Gene: ABCD
Product: ATP-binding cassette sub-family D member 2
Exons: 16
Coding region: 432-2726 (764 amino acids)
Biological process (GO): peroxisome organization; long-chain fatty acid import into peroxisome; fatty acid beta-oxidation
Cellular component (GO): peroxisomal membrane
Molecular function (GO): long-chain fatty acid transmembrane transporter activity; ATP binding; ABC-type transporter activity
Source: RefSeq, a predicted model, not a curated record
GAUUCGUCAACGUUUGCACUUGCGCAGUUUGCCAAUAGCUGGGUUACCUACCUUUGUGUUUUCUUGUCUCGCCUGUCAUUCAUUCAUUUAUCGGUGAACAUCAUUAUGUAGUCAGUUGCAUUGUUUAUUAUUGUAAAAUAAUAAAUAAUAGAAGCAUAAAUUGUGCGCGUGUGUAGUGUUACGUGUAAACAUUUAGUUUUUAUUUUCCAAUAUUCGCUGAAUCCUUAAAUAGGAUUCUGUUGAAGUGCAAUUUAUAAAAUUGGUGUAAUUUACUUCAAUUCGCGAUCUUUCUUGGACACACCAACAGACCGAUGAAAAUGGACGAAGACUCCACAAAGAUAGCAUGACGUCAAUUGCAUUGAACUGUGAUUUAAUUUAAGUAAAAGAUCUCAUAUUAAGCGUAAAUGAUCACAGACAUAUAUUAGUUGAAGAUGCCUGCGAUUUUGACUAAGAUUAGGGAGCAGGCGUCGAGGGUCCAGCCCUCGAUAGCUCUGGGGGUGGGUGUCGGCGUGGCGCUGGCGGCCUGCGCGGUAUACGGCACUAGGGAUAAGAAGCAGAGCCCACCUUGCAACAAUAACAAUAAUUAUAAGGUAACGAAAAACGGCAAAUUACAAACAGUGGAGAAUGGGACUGCCAAUGGUGACAAAUGUGGGGGGCGCUGCGGCGCGGAGCAGUGCGCCCUCUGCCGGGGCGAUGCCGAUACUGACAACAAACAGAAUAUUGAAGAUGCUGACGAGACCCAAUCGAUAGAGGAGUACGUGCCAGGUCUGAACUUGGAGUUCCUCCGGCAGCUGAUCAGCCUCGCCAAGAUCAUGGUGCCCGGAGUGAGGAGUCACGAGGUGGCGCUGCUGUCCGCGCACACGCUGUGCCUGUUCACAAGGACGUUCCUGUCCAUCUAUGUGGCUUCCUUAGAGGGGUCUAUUGUAAAGCACAUAGUCCAGAAAGACAUGAAGCGUUUCGCGGCGCUCCUCAUGCAGUGGUUCGGCAUCGCCGUCCCCGCCACCUUCAUCAACUCCAUGAUUCGGUACCUGGAGAGCAGGCUGGCCCUCGCCUUCAGGACCCGCCUCGUCAACCACGCUUACGACCUUUACUUCAAGAACCAGACUUACUACAGAGUCGCAAACUUGGAUGCUAGGAUUGAAAAUGCUGAUCAUAGACUAACGGAAGACGUGUCAGUGUUCACGCAGUCGGUGGCGCACCUGUACAGCUCGCUGACGAAGCCCUGCUUCGACUUGCUGCUCAUCGUGCUCACCCUCGCCACGUACUCCAACAAGAUGAAGGGCAAUAUAUUUAUUGGUCCAACAAUAGCGACCAUAGUGAUCUGCCUAACGGGUCAGCUGCUGCGACUACUGAGUCCCAGGUUUGGUGCGCUGGCCGGGGAGGAGGCGCGCAUGAAGGCAAACCUGCGACACGUGCAUGCGAGACUCAUCGCACAUGCCGAGGAGGUCGCCUUCUAUGGAGGACAUAAGGUGGAACUAGGUCAACUUCAGAACGCCUACCAAGAGUUGGUCGCCCAGAUGACGUCAGUUUUCAACAAGAAGCUGUGGUACGUGAUGCUGGAGCAGUUCUGCAUGAAGUACGUGUGGUCGGGGACAGGCAUGGUCAUGUUGGCUUUGCCGAUUUUGACCUCACGAGCGAAGAAAGAUGGUAGUAACAGUAUAAGUGACCGCGCCGAGUACAUGACGACGUCUAGGAAUCUGCUCAACUCUGCCGCCGACGCCAUCGAGAGGCUCAUGUCUAGUUAUAAGGAGAUCGUGACGCUGGCGGGCUACGCGACGCGCGUGUCGGACAUGCUGGUGGUGUUCGGGGAGGUGGCGCGCGGCCGCUGCGUGCGCGCCGUGCACGUGCAGGCGCAGCACCCCGCCUUCCAGGUCACCUUCCGCGACAACCGCCCCGUGCCGCAAGGCAAGAUAAUGUACACAAACGAUCAAUCAAUACGGCUGCGCGGCGUGCCCGUCGUCACGCCGGCGUGUGACGUCGUGGCCGCGGGUGUCACGCUGGACAUCGAACCCGGCACGCAUUUGCUGAUUGUCGGGCCUAAUGGAUGCGGGAAGUCUAGUUUAUUCCGCAUCAUCUCCGGCCUGUGGCCCGUGUUCGGCGGCGAGCUGCACGUGCCGCGGCCCUGCUCCUGCUCGCACUGCGCCGACGAGACCAACCUCACCGAGGCGGGCUACUGCACGUCCAGGCCCAUCAUGUUCUACAUACCACAGAGGCCGUACAUGUCGAUGGGCUCCCUGAUCGACCAGGUCACGUACCCGGCCCGCACCGCCCCCGGCGACGCCGAGGCGGAGCGGCGCGCGGCGCACAUCCUGCGCCUGGUGCGGCUCGGGGCCGCCGCGGCCCGGCACGGCGGCCUGCGGGCCGUGCGCGACUGGCGGGCCACGCUCUCCGGCGGCGAGAAGCAGAGGAUGGCCAUGGCGCGCAUGUUCUACCACAGGCCGGUAUACGCGCUACUAGAUGAGUGCACGAGCGCCGUCUCCAUGGAAACGGAGGUCGUUAUGUACGAGGAGGCUGUGAAGGAAGGCAUCACCUUGUUAUCCAUCACGCAUCGACCCAGCGUGUGGAAAUACCACACGCACGUCUUAGAGUUCGACGGCGCGGGUAACUGGUCCUACAGGCCUUUAGACAAAGAAGCCCCCGCUGUCACCACGAUCCUGACUGCGCUACCACCAGCGGCCGAGCCCAUCACCACGUCGCCAGAAACCCAAACGGUUGCGGAACACUGACACCAACUCUUGUAAUGGUACUUAUGACACGUCUUAACCCUUUAGCAAUUUGUAAAGCGAGUUUUCAAGGUAAAAAUGUGCUGAAAGAAGUUUAAAAUUGAUACUUUCUCUUUCUUAAGAAGGUAUAGCACUAAGAUCUACAAUGUAUUAUACAAUUAUUUUGAUUAUUUGUUCAGCGAAAGCCAGUUUAAAAAAAGCAUACUUCACGUCUAUUUUGUAAACGCUUUCGUCAUUUUCCAGCAAUUUAGCUUCAGAAAUACUUUGGCACAAAUUUUUUAAAGUGUAACCGCACUUAAAUUUUUCUGAACUUAACUCGCCGCUACGACAUCUAGUGGCUAUUACCGUGAACUAAAUACUUAUUUUGCUUUUGUAUUAUCAACUGCUUAUUGUAAGAGGGUUAUUGCGAAAAUGGGGUUUAAAACCCUCAUAAUAAAGUCCAUUUCGUCCUGUGAGCACAUAGUGAAAUUCAGCAAUACGCUGUUCUAGUAAUAUUUAACUGGUGUAUAUUAGAUACUAAGCCUUAAUUCUUAUGGCAUAGGGUGCGUUUUGCAAUGUAGUCCCUAUUUAUGCAGCUAAAACACUUGGAAGAAUUUGCCCAUAUUUAAAUAUUAGAACGUAAUAGUGAAGCAACAAAAUAUAGUGUUACUUAAAUAUCGAUAGUCGAUAUAAAAAAAUAUCAGAGUAAGAUCGUGAAGCAACUCUGAGUCAUUAUUGGUAUUUUAGACUUUAAGUUGAAAUGAUCAAAAGUCACGUGAUCACCUUUAAAACCUGGGACAUUAUUAUGAGAUUACUAGCAACUGACAAAUAUUCUAAACCCAAGAUUUUAACCAGUUUUCAAAACAGCUGGGGUGGACAACUCUUAUCACUUAAAGGUAUGGAAAAUAUCUGUUAGCCGAUUCUCCCUACUAAAUGCAUAAAAAAUGGCAUAAAAAUCAGUCAAGCCUUUUCUAAAGAGCAACUAACAAUAAUUGUGGCACGAGAAUUAAAACUAUCGUUUAUCGAUUCAAAAUAGCACUAUAGUUAUUUAAGUAGCACUAUAAAAGACCAAUAAAUAAAUAAGUGAUAAACCAGAUAUAAGAACGAGGUUCUAAGCUAUGUUCAACACGACCAAGCACCGACCAUGUAUCUCAUAAGCAACUAGUAUUACAAACUGUAGCACUAAGUAACGUCUCGAUGUAAGGAAUCAUGACAGAGAUAACAAUAGAGGACAUUGAUAAUAACUGCUAUACUUCCCACUGCUGGGCAUAGGCCUCUUACUGUAUAGGGAAAGGUUUUGAGCAUUGUCAACCACGCUAGCUUAUUGCGGGUGAUUUCAGAUUUCAAUAUUUUUAAUCCAGGUUUCCUCUAGAUGUUUUGUUUAGAUUAAUUAAGAAAGUGCAUACAGUGCACCUGCACACAGUACAUAAAAAUCUAUGCACAGAAACGCAAGGUCACCACGACAUUGUUUCCGUUGCUCGAAAACCUUUCAACCAAUUUAAGUUUAUGAGUGAAAACUUAUGCAAACAUUAGGACAAAAUGUUUACCUAACUGCUCACCUAUUUCAAAGUUAGCUAUGAUAACCGACUUGUGCAGAAGGACGGUAAUGUUUUUCACAAUGUUCUUCAGUAAGUUUAGCUAAGGCCACGGUUCCCCGAUAGUACAUGCAUACAACCUCCAUAGAAUGGGCUAGACACUCCACGAUCAGUUGUAUCUUAUGUAAAUAAUAUUUUAUAUUGUAAGGCAGGAACUAUAAGCAAAUCUUGCUAAAUUACCCGUACCAUGAGGUUUUAAAACAGAUUUGUAGCUUUAGCAGAAGCGAGAUAGCAGCAUUCGCUGUAGAGCGUUGUCCUGCUUCCACAAUGGUCACAAUAAUGUUUUGAAAUCUCAUAGUAUUGCUAAAGAUUUUAUUUAGUUACCUAUAUUUUGGUAUCUUCAAUGUUGUUUUUAUUUUUAUACGUAUAUGUUCUCUGAGAUGAAUUCCAAACGUCUUAUGAAGUGAAUAUGACAUGAAGAAUAUUCAGUCACCUUCGUAUAAAAAAACAAAUUGUAAUUGAUUGACAUUGUACAUUAAUUAUAUUGUAUAGGUAAUUAGCCUCUUGGUGUCAUCCGCGUUAGUCCUCGUUCUCAUAAAUUGUAUUUUCGUGAUGUUUUCCCAUUUUCAUGAUUAUCCAAAUUAACAAAAAUGGUAACAUACGUUUUACAAAUCGAGAUUAUUUUGGCGUAAAACAGUUCUUUGUUGUGUUAUCAUAACUGAGUAAAAGGUUAAUGAAAUUAUAAAUCUUGUUAAAAAUAAUAAUUGGAAUAAGUGAUUGGCCACUAUGCCGUCUAUUGCACUUUUGAGAUUAAUAAAAUAGAGAUUAUUUUAAACUUUUUACUUAUCUCGGUAGAUUUUCGUCCAAUACAACUUACUGUUUGGCUUGGUUUGAUUGGAAGCCUAAAAAAGCUUUAGGCCUUAUUAUAUUAGGAAAUAUUAACUCCAUUUGUCAAUUUAUAAAUAAUUUUUUUAUACAAAUCGUUACAAAGGAUACAACUGUUCAUAGGGUAUGGUUUAUUUAAAAAGGGUCCGAUUAGAUAAUAUGACAUCAUUGCCUGUUGUGUCACUUUUGGGAAUCAGGAUGACGUAAAGUGUAUCACUCAGGAAGCGAAUAUUGCAUCAUUAUUGGUACAGGAAUUUAAAUAAAUAUCGCCUAUUGAUAUUAUAUAAUGAUGGUCUUCCAUAGAAAGUUACAUCAGAAUAUAUUAUCAAUACAAUUAAUUAGGCAAAAGUUUAACUAUGAUGUAACAUUUCAACGGUUUUAAUUGAUUUUAAUUAAUGUACAAUGACAAUUAAAUUUUAUAAACACCAGUUACUGUAAUUAAUGUAGUUAUUUCUUUAACUUUUUAUAACUUUUGUGAGAUUAUCAAUCAUGGCUGUUAGUUUUUUUUUUAAUAUAAUUGUAUUAUAGCAACAUAUCGAAAUUAUAAGGACAUUGUAUUUUUGUAUUUAUUGUUACGAGUAUAUGUUGUAUUGUAUAUUGUAAAUAGGUAGUUAAUGAGGUAAUUAAGGGCGAUCGAUGAGAAAUAAAGUGGGUUUUAUAUGAG